AUGAAGGCUACUUUUGCAGUUCUUGCCCUUACGGGCACUGCUUUCGCCAGCGAGUACGGCUACGGUGGUGGAUACGGCGGCGGAUACGGCGCGCAGGCAAGCAGCAGCACACCUGCUGCUGCCGUUAAGCCCACCACUACCCCGGAGGCCGGAUACGGUGCCAAACCGACCUGGUCAUCGCCAGCCGCUCCAGUGAAGGCUUCUUCUUCUCCUGCUGAGGGCGGAUACGGAGAAAAGCCAACCUGGUCUUCGCCAGCCGCUCCAGUCAAGGCUUCUUCUCCUGCUGCUGGUGGAUACGGUGAGGGUGGAUACGGCGAAAAGCCAACUUGGUCCGUGCCAAGCAAUGGCAAGCCAUCGUCGUCUCCUGCUGCCCCAGUUGUUGCAAGCAGCAGCCAGCCAGCCGCAUACUGGCCAGCCCCAAGCUCGUCUUCUCCGGCCGCUCCAGUUGUUGCAAGCAGCAGCAAGCCAGCCGCAUACUGGCCAGCUCCAAGCUCGUCUUCUCCGGCUGCUCCAGUUGUUGCAAGCAGCAGCAAGCCAGCCGCAUACUGGCCAGCUCCAAGCUCGUCUUCUCCGGCUGCUCCAGUUGUUGCAAGCAGCAGCAAGCCAGCCGCAUACUGGCCAGCUCCAAGCUCGUCUUCUCCGGCUGCUCCAGUUGUUGCAAGCAGCAGCAAGCCAGCCGCAUACUGGCCAGCCCCUAGCUCGUCUACACCAGCCGCUCCUGUUAAGCCUUCCACUUCAUCUUCUCCAGCCUGGCCCGUCAAGGCCUCCAGCACCCCAUCCUCUCCAGAGGAGUGCGAGGAGAGCUCAACUCCUGCCGCCCCCGUCGAGACAUCGCCAUCUUCUUCUCCCGCCUGGCCCGUCAAGGCCUCCAGCACUCCAUCCUCUCCAGAGGAGUGCGAGGAGAGCUCAACUCCUGCCUCCCCUGUGACUCCUGCAACCAGCUCUAAGCCAGCCUGGCCAGCGAAGCCAAGCAAGCCAGCUGGUUCCGAGGAAGAGUGCGAGACUUCGACCUGGCAAGAGGUGACAACAUCCGAGAGCGUCAUUACUGCCACCGUCACCGAGGGCAGCCACACCUGGGCGCAACAGAGCACCGUGACGGUCACGAUCACCCAGACCAAGACCGUGACUCUGCCCAAGCCAACAGGCACCUGGGCUGUUGCUCCUAGCAGCUCUGCCGCCCCCGUUGCCUCUGCAUCUCCAUCUUACGUCCCGCAACCCGCUUGGAGCUCUCCUGCUGCUUGGAGCUCUCCGGCUGCCUGGAGCUCCCCUGCUGCUGCUGUGUCCCCAUCGAACGUGUACAAGCCAUCGUGGACCUCGCCAGCUGGCGCUGUCGCUCCAUACCCAACUGCUAACAGCUGGCCAUCGGCUGCCGGCUAUGCCAAGCCAUCCAGCAGUGGUUCUUGGCCAGUCAGCCCGGUCCAAGUCAGUGUCAACGGUGCCGCUAAGAACGGCAUGGCCGCCGCCGCUGUCGCGGCCGUUGCCUUCUUCCUCUUUUAAAGGAAGGUAACGUGAAGGCGUUGAGUUUUAAGGCUUGGUGAUAUGAAAACUAUUUUUUCAUUGUGUCAAUGACAGCGAUCAGUGUAUCUGCGCUAUGUCUACGAGUUGCCUUGUAAGGCCUGGAAAAAAUCGCUUGUAUGGUGAAAAAAACAUACACGACAGCGGUUAAUUCGCGUAGUCGGAGGUCAAUGUACAUACAUAGGCGAGUAUUGUUUGUAAUUUUGAGAUUAUUACAAUGUAUUCUUCUUAUGCCUAGAGAGGAAAUCAAUGAUACUCAACAAAGUUCUUCACUUCUGAAACAA
Molecule: messenger RNA, 1799 nt
Organism: Verruconis gallopava
Lineage: Eukaryota; Fungi; Ascomycota; Dothideomycetes; Venturiales; Sympoventuriaceae
Exons: 2
Coding region: 1-1497 (498 amino acids)
Source: RefSeq, a predicted model, not a curated record